AUGGGAAACACAACCUACAUUGAUCCUGAGUCAAGUUCUAACUCAGACGAACUUUCGCCUUUUCGUGUGAUCUCUUCUUCAAUCCCUAAAAUACCAAAUGGUCCAGCAGAUCUGGCAGACCUCAUUUCUUCCGCAAAAUACCAUGCCUCUCUCGGAGGAAGAUCCAUUGUUCAAGUAAAUGGCAAAAGUGCCUUCAUCAUAUGGCUGGGAAUUGUUACUGAAAGGUCUGCAUGGAUUUUCGAGGAUGCACUCGGUCAUGCCACCAAUUUUUUUGAUCGGGGAAAUGAAUCAUCCACGAGUUUCCUUUUCACUGAUACUGGGGAGAAAGAGGACGGGGAAGAAUCUGUGGCGACUUCAUAUUUGGUGUCCAUCUUGAAGGUUUCCGGAAAAGCUUCUGAGUCGGUUCUGUUAUCAUACGAAGACCGGCUCGCUCUACAAGAAUCCACUGAAAGUCCUCCCUCCUGGAAGAAGAGUCUCGCUGAAUUUCGAGGUCGGAAUCGCUUUUUGGGGCUGACUGCAGCAGCCGUCCUCAUCUUGGUCCUCACCCUUACCGUAUUCUGGGCUUGGAGCCGUCAACAACCUUUGGCGUGGAUUCACUGGGACACAACUGGGAGCGAAGGACCACGAUAUCAGCUCCAAUUCACACAUCAUAACGUCUCCGACUGGGAUGCCGCCCUCCCUCAUGGUAAUGAUGACUGGUUCGUUCGGCUAGAUGACCAAUCUAUGAUCCCUCCACACCUAGUCGACGAGACUGAGCUGCGCUAUCAGAAGUGGUAUCGAAACCGGUAUCCCGAAGUCGACGCAGUGAGACUAAAUGAGAGCUAUUCCAAAGAGUCAUUCCUCUCCGACCCCUUCGCCAUACAGAUACCGAUUGAUGAUCUGUUCCAUCCAGCACAUUGUGUGCUAGCACUGAGGAGGUAUUGGCAGGCGAAAGAGACUGGAAAACAUGUUUGCCCUAGAGACUUGGAUCGUAGGCAUAUGAAGCACUGUCUUGAUUCUCUGGACGAGUAUCUCUUUUUCGAGGGGGAACGAGGGUCGAUAAGGGAGAUACCGAAAAUUCAACAAGAUACCUUAGUUUGGAGGACAAAAGUAUGUUUUUAG
Venustampulla echinocandica is the source of this 1101-nucleotide messenger RNA. RefSeq lists its product as uncharacterized. NCBI's taxonomy places the organism in Eukaryota, Fungi, Ascomycota, Leotiomycetes, Helotiales, Pleuroascaceae. Bases 1 to 1101 code for a protein of 366 amino acids. The transcript has a single exon. The record is from RefSeq and is a predicted model, not a curated record.